CUUCAUGUGAGCAUCUGUCUGUCCUGAUUAAUGUCUUGUGAAUCUACCUGAAUAGAGACGGGAUGCAACAAAUCUACAGAUGUGAACUGAACUGAUCGACUGACAAGCUAACGUUGGGAUAUCAGGAAAUUUAUCAGGAUGACAGGUCCAGUGCAGGAUUCACAGAGGCUGUCCGUGAAGACAUGGACAGAGGAGGAGAGUGACCGAGCUGACAGCACACUUAGCAGAGCUCAGUCGAUGUGUGAUGACACUUCUUCAGAGCUUCAGAGAAUGGCGGCAAUCGACAGAAGAGAGAUUAAUAAUUCCCAGAAUUCCUUUCAGGGGCGAGGUGCUCUGUCCAGGAUAGUUGGUAUGGUGAUGACUCUGAGAGAAUGGGCACAGAAGAGUCUACAUGAGGAGACAGAGCGACCAGAUUCCUUCUUGGAACGUUUUAGAGGCCCCGCCCAAAUGGACACCCAGGCCCCGCCCAGCAGGUUCAGCCACAGUCUUACUGGCUCUGAUGCAGGCAAUGAAAUCAGACGCCCCAGACGCAAGAGGAAGUGUAAAGUCGUGGUCUUAUCACCGUCUGAUGAUGCAUACUACAACUGGCUGCUGGUGAUUGGUGCUGCUGUUUUUUAUAACUGGACUCUCCUAGUUGUCAGGGCCUGUUUCGAUGAUCUCCAGAUGAGGAAUGUGUUGGUGUGGCUGGUACUGGACUACAUUUGUGAUGGAGUCUAUAUCCUGGAUAUAGCGGUUCGUCUCCACACAGGUUUCUUGGAUCAAGGCUUGAUGGUGAAAGAUGUGCGCCGUCUGAGGGAAACCUACGUACGAACCCCACAGUGUAAAAUUGACAUUUGCUCCAUUCUUCCAACUGACCUCCUGUACCUGACCGUUGGAAUCAGCUACACUCCCCUUCUUCGAUUCAACCGGCUGCUGCGUCUGCCACGCCUGUUUGAGUUGUUUGAACGUACAGAGACACGAACGGGCUACCCCAACGCUUUCCGCAUCUGUAAACUGGUUCUGUACAUCCUGGUGAUUAUCCACUGGAAUGCCUGUGGAUACUACAGCUUCUCCAAGGUCCUGGGACUGGGCUCUGAUUCUUGGGUUUAUCCCAAUGCAUCAGAUCCUGAGUUUGGUUCCCUGACCAGAAGUUACAUAUACUGUCUGUACUGGUCGACUCUGACACUGACCACCAUCGGAGAAACACCUCCUCCUGUUAGAGAUGAGGAAUAUUUGUUCCUGAUAUUUGACUUCCUGGUCGGUGUCCUGAUUUUUGCCUCCAUUGUGGGUAAUGUUGGAUCCAUGAUCUCCAAUAUGAAUGCCACAAGAGCAGCCUUUCAGAGCCGCGUAGACACCCUGAAACACUACAUGCACUUCAGAAGCGUCAGCAAGGUGCUAGAGCAGCGUGUCAUUCGCUGGUUUGACUACCUCUGGACCAAUCAGAAGACAAUAGAUGAGCAGGAAGUGCUGAGGAGCCUGCCCAAUAAACUGAGAGCAGAGAUUGCUAUUAACGUUCACCUGGACACACUGAAGAAGGUGCGCAUCUUCCAGGACUGUGAGGCAGGCCUCCUCAUAGAAUUGGUAUUAAAACUUCGACCGCAGGUUUUCAGUCCUGGAGACUACAUCUGUAGAAAGGGAGAUGUAGGUAAGGAGAUGUACAUAAUUAAAGAUGGCCAGCUGGCAGUGGUAGGGGAGGAUGGAGUCACCCAGUUUGCUGUUCUGACCUCAGGAAGCUGCUUCGGCGAAAUCAGCAUUCUGAACAUCAGCGGCAGCAAGAUGGGUAACAGACGUACGGCUAACAUUCGCAGUCUGGGAUACUCAGACCUGUUCUGCCUUUCCAAACAAGACCUGAUGGAAGCGCUUCAGGAGUUCCCCCACGCCAGGGCCCAGCUGGAGCAGAGGGGGCGGGACAUCCUGCGGAAGGAGGGGCUUCUUGAGGAAGUAAACGUGUCUGCAGGGGAGGAGCUCGAGGAGAAGGUGGAAAGGCUGGAAACCAGUCUGGAUCGGCUACAGACGUGUUUGGCCCGUCUGCAGAGCGAGUUCAACGCUUCCCAGCUUCGACUGAAACAGCGAAUCACAACCCUCGAACACAACAUCCCCACAGUAGCCACAGGCAGCGGCUUCCUGUCAGACAGCAACGAGAGUGUUUCUGGCGGUGAUGGCGUGCGCAGUGAAAUCAACAUCCGGUUCUGAACGCAUACUCAAACUACAGAAAUGUAUGGAAAAGCACAUGUCAUUGUUCCUGACCCGAGGUCAGAACAGAUUAUGGACCCAAAUUAUCCUGUAGUGUGAGGGCUUUACAGACACAAUCUUAGGUCAGCACAGUGUAUUUUAAAGUGCGAGCACAACACAACAUGUUGGUGAAGCUUCCCAGUCAGCUUGUUCUCAUUGGAUGUUUCGGGUUUCUGAUUGGAGACACCACGAUUUUGAAUUAUAAACAUCAAACAUUUACAACUAGCUGAGCGGGAGGCGUCACCAAUUGUGUAUUUUCUUGCGCUAUUAAAUGUAUAAACCAUGCUGAUGUCGUCUUCUCAGCCAUGAGUUCAUCGGUUCAUCCACAGAUUUAUUCUCUUAGUUUGUUUUUCUGCGCAAAACACAGUGCAAGUGCAACUAGCUGACGACGGCAGCAGGGUUUCUGUGAGAUCCCGGGUCCCUGGAAUCGCCACACUGCAAUCGUUUAGUUUAAACGCCAAGUGUGUGGUGCUGCGUCUUGACUGGUGUGUGUGUGUGUUCUUGAGAUUGAAAUAUUAAAAUGUGUGUUAUGUCUGUGGUACACGUUUUUAAAAUCUGUUAGGAUUUGAAAAUCCUCUAGUGUGCACCAGACAUUUAUUUAUACUUUUAUUUAUUCAUAAAUAUUGAAGUGCAAAAGAUAACACCAUAAACCUCAUUUAGUAUGACAUUAACUGUCUGACUAUUUGACAUAAUUCAGUGUAAAAUGUGUUUAUUUGAUUUUGAAGCUGUCUCCAUGUCUUAAUUUUAACUUUCUCCCUCCUUACCUUACUGAAGGAGAAUAAGAACCAAUUGGUGUACAUUUAAUUAACUUCAGGUGUAUAUUCAUCAUUAAAUACAGCUCAUAGUACUAUAUAUAAAAGUGCAUAGGGGGGAAAAAAACAUUUAAAGCAACUAAAGAAGCCUCUUGGAUGAGAGGUGAAAUGUCUUCAGGUAUUUUCAACCAAGUCCAGUUGCCCUUAAUUUUAACCAACCUUUGUACUGGAUGACUGAGAAUCUUCAGACAUUUAAACCAACAAACAAAUUCAAAGGUUGCAGACACUCAAUUUAGACAAUAGUAAAAAAUACAUUAACACAUUGAGCCAAUCACUAAUGCUUUGGCUGAAGAGGAGGAUUUACACAGGAAUUCAUGGCUGACACAGAUAUUAACCACUACACUACUAUGGGAACAUUACUCAUUAGGCCAAAAAUCUGUCCACUUGACUCGUGUCUCAAGAGGUGUCUUCAACAAUGUCUUUUUCCACUAGGGGGCAAAGAAUCACUAUGAAUAUGAUUACAUGCCUGCUGUGAGAACUGAAUAUGGUAUCAAAGCAGCUUUAACUUCACAUGUCCAGGAAGUUGUUCUAUUUAUCUAUGGGAACAUCACAAACUACCUAAAUAAAAAUCAGUGCGCAUACACACUGCUUAAACUAUCACACAGCAUACAAAGUGUUUUUAGUUUAAAGGAAUAGUUUAGCAUGUUUAGAGUUUCUAUUGGGGUUUGCAAGUUCUCUCAAGCGGUUCUUUCUUUUUUUCACAGCUCAUCCACUCUAAUUGAAAAUAAAAAUGCAGAGAAUGUUUUUUUUAAUGUUGUACUGACUGCUGAAGAUCACAACCCUUAUAGCCUUAAUGAAUGCAGCUGAAAUAACAAAAUCAAUUAAAUUAAUAUAAAUUACAGUAAUAUUUUUCUUCAGCAAAGUGGACUUUACAUAAAAAUGAAC
Micropterus salmoides (largemouth bass) is the source of this 3908-nucleotide messenger RNA. It is a transcript of the gene cnga2a, whose product is annotated as cyclic nucleotide gated channel subunit alpha 2a. NCBI's taxonomy places the organism in Eukaryota, Metazoa, Chordata, Actinopteri, Centrarchiformes, Centrarchidae. The coding region runs from base 139 to 2172 and encodes 677 amino acids. Gene Ontology annotation, molecular function: protein-containing complex binding; intracellularly cGMP-activated cation channel activity; cGMP binding. Gene Ontology annotation, cellular component: intracellular cyclic nucleotide activated cation channel complex; plasma membrane. The transcript is spliced from 11 exons. Gene Ontology annotation, biological process: monoatomic cation transmembrane transport. The record is from RefSeq and is a predicted model, not a curated record.